CAUUCCAUCGAGGCACUGUACACAUGUACAUGCCUUCACAUUCCAGCCCUUGUACCGUUAAACAAUGUAUUUCCUUCGGCACUACGCACACACGGUGCGCUCAUCCACUUAUUGCAAUAACUUAGAUGUGCAUGUAUGCUGUAAUUGAAAUACCAAGUCGAGUAAGACGACGGAAAGUCAAAAAUGUGUCUCUGGUUUCUCAGGAAAGUGAUCUUGUUUCUGCUCUACGGCUCCAUCCACCUUUUUGCUUUUGAUUUGUCCAACGUGAAGUUCUCAACUUUAGAUGAAGCACAGCCCACUGAAUCGUCAGCUUAUGGACCUGUGGCCCUUGGCGAGUUGGGUAAGGCCAUGCUUCUAGAUGUGUUGAAUACAGGAAGGUCUAACGUGGAUCCGCCUGCGGUUGACAUGAACAAAGUGGUGUGGAGCACUGAGCAAGCUGAUCAAGCCUCCACUGCCUUAGAGUCCUGUAUAUACGAGAUUUCACUGCCUACAAGUACAAGCUGGAUUCAGCUGACAAGCUUCUCAGAGUCAGAUGGACUCCUAAACAAGACCUUGGAGGAGUGGUACACCUUCGGUGACUACUACGAUUACCAUCAGAAAUCCUGCUUGAGACCAGACCUCCCUAUUAUUUGUCAAAUUUACAAGCUGCUCACUUGGUCUACAAUGACAUCAGUCGGAUGCGCGCAACAUUUCUGCGAAUAUUUGUGGAACUCCUUCACUGGAGUGAUGUUCUACGACAAGUUAUACUGGAAGUGUAACUUUGAGAACAUUGGGGACUUCACAGAUGCUUCUCUCAAUCCCUAUGCCACUGGUACCGUCAACGAAUCCUGCACGCAAUGUGAGAGUGGUUCCGGCUGGUGUGAUAAUAGGCUUUGUAGCAGUGAGUGUGACAUGCAGACAGCUAGCUGCUCAUGCGCUCUGGAUCCACUUUGCAAUGGCAAUGGGACCCUCAACGAAACAACAUGCAAGUGCAAUUGCAGUUACUCAUGGAUCGGCAACAGCUGCGAACAAUGUGGUGCAACAUGUGAAGACAAUCAGGAUCUGAAUUCCGAGUUAUGCCAGUGUUCUUGCAGCAUAGGUUACCAAGUAAAUGAGACGUCCAGGAACUGUACAGAUGUUGAUGAAUGUCGGUCGUUGCAUGAAUGUGAACAUAACUGCACCAACACACUGGGUUCCUACUAUUGUACAUGUACAUCCGGAUAUUUUCUCAAUGAUGACGGUUACACCUGUGCAUCGUCUGAAGAGUUGUUUAGGCUACUUCAAGCUCCACAUACAACAGAUGUAGAUGAGUGCGAAAAAGAGAUCGAUUCAUGUGAGCACAACUGCACUAAUACAGUAGGCGGAUACAGGUGCAAUUGCAUGAACAACUACCUCCUAAUGGAUGACGGUAGAAGCUGUAGGUAUGACGCGUGUAACAUGAGUUCCACCUGCAACUCUACCGGACUUUUAGACGUCCACACCUGUGACUGCCACUGUGCAUCUGGAUACAAAGGUGACAUCUGUGAGGAGAAAUGUUCGGUAAAUGAAAGCAAAUGCUGGCAAGGAUACGAGCGGCCACCUCUUGCGUUGGAUGCUGAUUACUGCCCGAGAUAUUGCUUUGAAUGUGCAUGUGAUCUCUCUGGAAGCAAAUGUGAAAACAACGGCACUUUCUCGAAGGUUCCUGGGUACGAGUUGCAAUACGGUAUGUGUCGUUGCUACUGCCCAUUCCCUUGGAGCGGACUCGCGUGUGAAGAGUGCAACCUGUCUUGUUACAAUGGAGGAACUCUGGAUCCUGCGAUCUGUAGCUGCACCUGUCCUGUAGGAUAUAGACCACCGGAUUGCUCGGCGCCUUGCGUGGAUGUUUCUCGAUGGUGUAGCAGACGAAUGGCUCCUUUGUGUGAUCGUGUGCCUGUUAUCCGCAAAAACUGCCCGGUGAUGUGUGGAAGUUGCACUCAGUGAGCGACUCGUCUCACAUCCAGCUGGAAUAUUUCAAAUAAAUUUUUCGUUGAUUUCAACAUACAUUGAAUAUGACAUCACUAUACUACGGUACGUUGUGGUUAUGUUCCAUAUUUUCAUACUCACUUUUAUCAGCUUUUAAAUUUCGGAAACGUUGAGAGAUCUUUACUGUUGUCAUAAGUUUUGUUAAAACACAGAAUUGUUCAAAUGUUAUUUUGAAAAUGAUAGCUUUAAGGGCAGACCUUUUAUUUGAUAUCAGAAAAAAGUUCAUUCAGGUAUUACCUGCCGCUUAUCAUUUUUUCUCCACUGUGUGAAGAUCUUAUUUCAUCAGAUUAGUUUCCAGAUUGUAAAAAUUCUAGUUUUAGUUCUAUUCUUUCCUUUAUCCUUAUUUUUCUUUUUAUUAAAUGUUACAAAGAUAAACAAAAGGUGAAUUCAAGGAAUAGUUAACUGAUAAUAAGGACGGUGAAUGGUUCUUUUUCCACCGUUAUUUGUCGUUUCUCGCCAGUUUCAUGUUUCCUAAAAAAUCUUGAUGUUGCAAAUGAAACCAUUGUGGCGGAAUGUAAAAAGAUAAUAGGGUCAUCCAGAUUUUGAUCCCGUUACUAUGGCGAAGAGAUGUGAUGGGAAAGUGGGAAUAACAGUAAAUUCAUUCCAAAACUAGCUUUUUUUCUGGAGUUGACAGCCUAUUGAAAUCGCUGUGCUAAUAGUAAUCGAUGAACCAUCUUCCAAAAAUUUCACAUGAUGAAUCUACCUGGGAGUACGUUGACGAUUUUGUCUUCUGUCGAAGAAGUUUGGUUACAGGUGUAACAUCGAUGCAGGAAUAGGUCACUAGCUCCAAAAAGGGCAAGCCAUUCAAUCUUGAUUAUCUUGUCAAAUCCAGCAGAAUAGAUGGUAAAGAUCUUAUUAAGUGUUCCAUACUGACGACUCAGAAACGAAAGAUGUUGUUCCGUGCCUAGAUUUUGUUCUAUGGUGUCACAAUUCAACAGAUUAAGCUGAUCCAUAACAAUUUCAAUAGCUGAUGUAUCAGUUGUACAAUUGUAUCCAUGGUAUGACAGAUGCAUUCUAAAAUUUCUCGUUCAUAUUAUGAGUCUGAAGGAAAAUAAACUGCCCAGAAGCGUUUUGCUAUUUAAUUUAA
This is a messenger RNA of Acanthaster planci (crown-of-thorns starfish), 3067 nucleotides long. RefSeq lists its product as uncharacterized. The record is from RefSeq and is a predicted model, not a curated record. Gene Ontology annotation, molecular function: calcium ion binding. Lineage: Eukaryota; Metazoa; Echinodermata; Asteroidea; Valvatida; Acanthasteridae.